UCGAGGAUUUAUGAGGCACGCGCGCGGCGUUCUGCUUCUCGUGUGCAAAUUAUCUAUACCUGUGCGUGCGUACACACACAUAUACGAGAGGAAAAUAAGAGAAGUUAGUGAGAUAAAAAGGGGGUGGAUUCGACUUAUGUAUCAUCGAGAGGACUUUUUCGUACGAAAGAUUACUCGUCAUCGUAGAUCUGUCAGUAAGAUGAGUAAGAUGGAAUCCAGUGGUCUCUUCAACUGUGCCAUCAGGGUGAAAGACGAACCCUGUGAUACGUCUCUUAUUGAGAAUGAUGACAAUAGGAUCGAUGAGGCGCCUGAUGUUAAAAAUUUCCGAUUCUCCAGAGAAUAUUCAACGUUUCAAGAAAGUGACAAAAAUCACGAAAAUGAAUAUGACGAAAUGCAAAUUUUGAUUGAGUGCAAAGACGUCAAGCUUAUUAUGAAUUCAUUAGAAAAUAAGAAAACUGACGAUUAUUCACCAAAAUACUUGCGGAAUAUGAAGUAUAGCGACGACGAAACUCAAAAUGCAAUUAAAAUAGAAACUCUGGAUGGAGUCCAAAAGGAAAUGGAUUUAAAUUUCGAUUGUAAAUUUACCGAGCAUAAUGAAAAGAGAAGUGAUCAAAAGGAUUUCAACGAUAAACAUCAACUCAAAACAAACAUCGAUUCUGUGCACACGGGUACCAAAAAUACAUGCGAUACAUGCAGAAAGACGUUCAAAAGGAAGGGCGAUCUGAAGAGGCAUGUUCAAUCAGUUCAUAAUGGUGUCCCUCACUCAUGUACUAUUUGUGGAAAGACAUAUAAAUGGAAGGGUGAUUUGACGAGGCACGUUCAAUCAGCGCAUAAUGGUGUCACCUACUCAUGUGAUAUUUGCGGAAAAUUGUUUCAAUAUAAAAUUAGUCUUAAAGGCCACAUCGAUUCAGUGCACAAUGGGACCAAACAUGCAUGUGACGUUUGCGGCAAGAAAUUUUCAUUUAAAAGUAAUCUCCAAGCCCACAUCGAUUCGAUGCAUAAUGGUGUCAAACAAUCAUGUGAUAUUUGUGGCAAGACUUUAACAAGGAAGAAUGAUUUGACAAGGCACGUUCAAUCAGUUCAUAAUGGUGUCACUCACUCAUGUGCUAUUUGUGGAAAGACGUAUAAAAGUAAGGAUAGUUUGACAAAGCACGUUCAAUCAGCGCAUAAUGGUGUCAACUACUCAUGUAAUAUAUGCGGAAAGUCAUUUACUCAGAAAGUUAGUCUCCAAAUCCACAUUAAAUCAAUACACAAUAGUAUCACCUACUCAUGUGAUAUUUGCGGCAAGACGCUUAAAAGAAAGGAUGAUUUAAAAAUUCACGUUCAAUCAGUGCAUAAUGGUGUCACCUACUCAUGUGAUAUUUGCGGAAAAUCGUUUCCACAUAAAACUAGUCUAAAAUACCAUAUCAAUUCAAUGCACAAUGGUGUCACCUACUCAUGUGAUAUUUGUGGCAAGACGUUUAAAAGGAAGAGUUAUCUGACGAAGCAUGUUCAAUCAGCGCAUAAUGGUGUCACCUACUCAUGUGAUACUUGUAGAAAGGCAUUUACUCAAAAAUAUAAACUCAAAAUCCACAUCGAAUCGAGGCACAAUGGGGUUACUCACUUAUGUGAUAUUUGCGGCGAGACAUUUCCAUCGAAAAAUAAUCUCAAAAUACACUUUGUGUCGAUGCAUAAACGUACUCCUCAAGCAUGUGACUAUUGUGGAAAAAAAUUCAAAUAUCUAUCUUGUCUUUAUAAGCAUGUCAAAUCGUCGCAUGAUGGUACCACCCAUUCAUGCAAGACAUGUGGAAAGACGUUUGGACAAAGAGCAAAUCUCAAAGCUCACAUCGCUAUGGCGCACCGCUCUGCGCGCAUUAUGAUUUAAUAUGUUAAUGAAAUGUAUAAAACAUAUGUUUCACUCAGUUAAAAAUUGCGAUUUAGCUUCUCAUUUAUUUGUUCCAAAGACUAAUUUAAAAAGGUUCAUUAAUUGUAUAAGAUUACUAUGUUAUUUUAUCUCUAUGCAUAAAUUAAUCGUUCAAGUUUGAAAAAAAUUAAUGCAUUUUUUAAUAAAAUAAGAACUUCACAGCUUGAA
Messenger RNA from Trichogramma pretiosum, 2071 nucleotides. RefSeq names its product zinc finger protein OZF-like. Lineage: Eukaryota; Metazoa; Arthropoda; Insecta; Hymenoptera; Trichogrammatidae. Gene Ontology annotation, cellular component: nucleus. The coding region runs from base 11 to 1864 and encodes 617 amino acids. The record is from RefSeq and is a predicted model, not a curated record. The transcript has 4 exons.